GCCCUUGUUAAACCUCUCGGGUGGAUCAACAAUCUCCUGGGAAAAAUGGGACUAGAAAGCAAGAUGAUUGACAAGGCAAUUUCGGCCGCCAUGUUGGCAGAGCUGAAGCAGUGCUUCAUGGAGGCCUACGACGACAACAAAGAUGGCCGUAUUGAAAUCUAUGAGCUCGCCCAGCUCCUGCCCAUGGAAGAGAACUUUCUGCUGCUCUUCAGAGUGGAUAACCCGCUGGAGUCGAGCGUCGAGUUUAUGAGGUUAUGGAAGAAGUACGACAAAGACCAUAGCGGUUUCAUCGAAGCUGAUGAGUUAAGGCAAUUCCUUAAGGAUCUGCUCGGGGAGAGCCACAAAGAGGUCUCUGAGGAGAAACUUGUCGAAUAUACGUCAAUAAUGGUAAGCUAUAUAGGCGUAGGCAAAAGCGGUUACUCGCGCACACUCCUUCCCGUUAAGGAGAAUUUCCUCAGCAGACAGGUUUUCAAGGGCCCGACCAACCUGAGCAAGGACGACAUCCAGAGGGUGUUCAGCAUGUACGACAGGGAUAACAACGGCGUCAUUGAAGAGGAGGAGAUACACGGCUUCCUGAAGGAUUUGCUCGAAAUGGCGAAGGAAGAUUACGACACCGGCGACUUGGCGCAGUUCAAAGAUGUGAUCAUGCAGGCCGACAUCAACCACGACGGCAAGAUCAGCAGGUCAGAGUUGACGAUGGUUCUAAUGGCACUGGCGAAACGCGGGGCGGAAGAGGCGGCAGCGGGCAAGCCACCCCAGCCAGCCGCCAGCAGCUAAGCAUUUGGAGCGACCCCCCCGUAGCAGGACGACCCCCCCCUUACGCCACGCACUCUCUACACCGAGCAGACGAAACGGGAGUUUACUUAUUAGCAGCUAAGGCGGUGCGGCUCUGCCGGAGGACGCGUGCGCAGACACAGAGACGGCGCACACGUAAAGCGCACACACGACUUCUUCGCCUCGGUUUCGAAAGUUGGAGAAUCGGCAGUUGGGAGGUUUGUGUCGGAGAGGAUUGUCGUAUAUUCGCGCGGUAUAUUCUGCUACUGGUUCUCGGAGCGCGUGCGCAUCUUUUUAAUUGCAGUUUAGGUUUUCGGCCACCGAUGCGUGUCGCUAGUAUUAGCAGACGAUAGAGGCUCGCGGGGUUGUCGCGUUCUCAGCUGUCAACGCGAGAGAGCCGGACAGCGUUGGCUUGCCGCGCGAUCCUUUGCUCUUGCUACGGUAUUUUUUUUCGUGCGUGUGUUCGGCACGGACCAAUGAAUAUACACGAAACUUCUCCUUUCAUUCCAGAGCCUCUAAGAUAGGCGUUGCCUUAAAUGUAUUGAAGCCAUUCGGUUAUAGGUAUGUGUGUGUGUUCGUGUCUCUAACAAAAAUGUACAAAAGUUCCACGAAACUGUGACGUGUUUAUUUAUAUAUAUAUAUAGGAGGUAGUUGAACUAGCGAACGUAAAACCUUACAUCCAUCCGCGCGUCAUGUUAAUCAUUGCACAGAUUUAGGCGAUGUAUAAUAUAGUUUAUGCUCGCAUGCUUCUUUAUAUCUUGCUUGCGAUUCGUCAUGGUUCCUCAACGAAAACUUGCGUAUGGCUGGAAGCAUUGUGUGGGGUUGCCAGCGCAAUGAUCGAUCAUAUAUAUGUCACAAAGAACGGAAAGUGAGUCGCUUUUCUCGAUCCAAGAUAUCCUAUAUUUGCUGACGUAUGAGAAAAAGAAAGAAAAAAAAAGAGAG
Priapulus caudatus is the source of this 1716-nucleotide messenger RNA. Its product is annotated as calbindin-32-like. Gene Ontology annotation, molecular function: calcium ion binding. The transcript is spliced from 9 exons. The record is from RefSeq and is a predicted model, not a curated record. NCBI's taxonomy places the organism in Eukaryota, Metazoa, Priapulida, Priapulimorpha, Priapulimorphida, Priapulidae. Gene Ontology annotation, biological process: regulation of long-term synaptic potentiation; regulation of presynaptic cytosolic calcium ion concentration. The coding region runs from base 46 to 777 and encodes 243 amino acids. Gene Ontology annotation, cellular component: synapse; cytosol; terminal bouton.